This is a messenger RNA of Adineta ricciae, 891 nucleotides long. Lineage: Eukaryota; Metazoa; Rotifera; Eurotatoria; Adinetida; Adinetidae. The record is from the annotation of a GenBank genome assembly.
AUGAUGAUUCGUGUCCAACUCAUUGUCUUGUUAGCUCUGCCGUUGAUCGCUCUUGGUCAAAAACAUGGCACAUGCACAGCUAGAAAUGGUCGCAAAGGAGAAUGUAUUAGCACCAGCAGUUGUAAAACCUUAGGCGGAACAUCAGAUCCAGCAAAUCUCUGUCCUGGUGACCAAACCAUUCAAUGUUGUACAUACCGCACAUGUACAAACAGCAAAGGUGUUGGUGGUCAAUGUCAACCAACUUCGACUUGUUCAGGAAGCUCUGAUCCAGCUAACCUUUGUCCCGGUGGUAACAACAUUCAAUGUUGUACAACUGGAUCUGCACCAACUGGUGGACCCGGUCCAAGUAAACCAGUGAACACCAUGCUUACCGGUUUGGCUGACAUUCUCCGCGGUGCUGGUCUCAAUGUUGUUGAAGUUGCCGGUUGGAGAACUCGUGGUCACGGUGUCAUGUCAUCUGUCAAAGGUAUUGUCGUUCACCACACAGCUGGCCCAGCUUCAGGAGAUUACCCAUCGCUGACUGCUAUUCGUGACGGCAUCUCCGGUCUUGCAGGUCCACUAGCCCAACUCGGACUCGGUCGAUCAGGAACAUGGUUUGUCAUUGCUGCUGGUCGCUGCUAUCAUGCUGGUAGUACCAUCGACGAUUCAGUUUAUGGAAACAACAACGCGAUCGGUAUCGAAGCUGAAGGAGUUGGUCUCCCAGCAACUGAUAGUGGACACAAUCACUGGCCUGAAGUGCAAUAUCAAAGCUAUCUCAGGGGAGUCCGAGCACUUCAAAAAGCUUAUGGCGUUCCUUCUGCACGUGUUCUUGGUCAUAAAGAAGCAGCCGUACCAAGAGGUCGCAAGAUCGAUCCUAAUUUCUCAAUGAAUGAAUUUCGUGCCGCUCUAUGA